Bactrocera latifrons is the source of this 1836-nucleotide messenger RNA. RefSeq lists its product as uncharacterized. Gene Ontology annotation, cellular component: membrane. NCBI's taxonomy places the organism in Eukaryota, Metazoa, Arthropoda, Insecta, Diptera, Tephritidae. The record is from RefSeq and is a predicted model, not a curated record. Bases 440 to 1489 code for a protein of 349 amino acids. The transcript is spliced from 4 exons.
ACAAAAAGAAUAUAUUUUUCGCCUGUUUUGAAAUUUUAUGCGUUUACAUACUCAUAAAAAAAUUGUGUAUACGAGUUCCUACAGACAUUAAUAAAUACGUUUUACGGCGCAUUCAUGGAAAAUCAUUCAACAGGUAGCAACAGUGUUUAGACGCUUUAUAUUAUCUCUUUUUUACUGCUUCACGGUUUGCAGAUGAACAAUUCUCUCCGAACAGCUUAUAAAGACAAUGCAUAAAUUAAAUKAAUGAGAGUGGGACAUUUCUAUUGCAAAUUUUAUUCAAUUUAAUUGUUAACAUGUUUACAUUUAAUAACAAAGGUAACAUUGCAUCUAAUAUUCGAAGCAUUCGAAAGAGCUCUUUGACAUCAAUGACACCGCAGUAGACCAUCAGUUCUAUUUAGUAUUCGGAUACUACAAAAGUUGAUAAAGUAAAAAUCGAACAAUGACGCGCGCAUUCAAUCAUAAAUUAUUCCUCAACUGUUGUAAUCUCAUAUUCCUGUUCUGUGGAGUGAUUCUUAUCGUUUCUGGUUUCCUCCUUUUUAACGAUUCAAAACGUAUUCUUCUAUCGCGUCUUCUGGUGACAACGAGCGAGAAACUGAACAGCUUACCACAACCUUUAUUCUAUUAUAUUUCCAUUGGCGUUCCUGUAGCGGGAUGUAUAGCAGUUCUCGUCUCCAUGGUUGGAUUUUGGGCGUCCGGCCUGCACACCUAUUGCUGCCUUAGUUUGUAUUUUUUAUCAGUGGUCGUUUUACUCCUAGCUCAAUUAUUAGUCUGUCUAGCGAUUACUUUGUGGCCACAUUGUUUGGGCAUCAGUUUGGAUGAAACGAAAAUGGUUAAAGUUCUACAGGGAAACUAUGGUAUACCUGGGAAAGAGCAAUUCACUAAUGCCAUUGAUUUGGUCCAGACUCAUUUCGGUUGCUGUGGCAUAAAUAACGAUAUUAACUAUGACACAUCCCUUUGGAAACUGCAGAGUUACGGUYAGCGAGAGUGGGUAGUACCUCUUACUUGUUGUAUUUUACAAAAUGUCGAUGAUAAGUUGUCUUAUUUGGAUCCGAAGCCCGAGAACAUAACUCAGUGUCAAAUGUUGCAGAAAAUGGACUAUGUAAAAAAUCGGCACAAUAUGCCUUGUCUCAAAUACAUAGAGAAUUGGUAUAAUGAACAGUAUACAUUGUUCUUACAAUUUAGUCUUAUCAUUGCUAUUGUGGAGUUUUGCAUAUUACUCUCGGUAAUUGUAAAUUGUACAAAAAUAGCAAAGAAAAGUUUAAAACAAGAAGCGUUUUCAAAAGGUACACAAGUAAAUAAAAAUCAAAAACUAUUUGAGAAUGUUUACGAACAGGAUUUAAAAUCAAAAGUUGAAAAUACAGCCAUCAGACUAAACAAGAAUUGCAGCUUGUCAAACUUAUUUAACAAAGUGUACAUAAAACCUCGUAACCUGCAUAAACUUCGCCAUACUACCAAUGAUAAUAAUACGAAUCUUGACAGCAUUCAAUAAGAAGUAACUGCUAUUUUAAUUGUUUCAGCUAUAACUUUAAAAAGUUAAUAUUAAAAUUUGUUAUACACGAGAAUGCUGCUCAGAGACUAUGAAAAAUGCACCUCAUUUAAAUUUUCUGAAAACCGAACAGAAGUAAAAAUGAUUCUGAAUGUCUAAUUGACAAUUCAUUGAAUUUUCCAAAGGUUUUGACGUUAAGAUUUGAUGUGAAAAGUGAUUACGUACUUAGAUUACUUCGGUUAUUCUUGUUUUAUUCGUGUUCGACGCCCAAUGUUCGGACCUUAGAGGUCAGAGGACUAGUGCGACGCGAAGGCGACGAUAAAAUCGCAUCAGAAAUUUGUAUUUAUGGA